AUGCUGUGUUCCCAGCUGCAGGUGUUACUGGUGGCUCUAUCUGCCUCAGUGUUCCUGGCGAGGGUCAGCGCCGCUCCACACAGAGACAUGCUAGCUGAACUACUGAGGGCAGAUACAUCCAAGGGCAACGAGGAUCUCUCCCGCACCCUCCUGCUGAAGAUAAUGUCGGACCUGAUGAGCACAGCCGUGGGGGAGAACGAGGUACUACCGGACCUGGAGGAGGCACUCGGGGUGAGGGAGGACGUGGUGCGCCAGCUACCCCUCUCCCAUCGGGAACGCAAGGCUGGAUGCCGGAACUUCUUUUGGAAGACAUUCACAUCGUGUUAA
Messenger RNA from Salvelinus sp. IW2-2015, 327 nucleotides. Lineage: Eukaryota; Metazoa; Chordata; Actinopteri; Salmoniformes; Salmonidae. The record is from RefSeq and is a predicted model, not a curated record.